AUGAGGCCACCGAGGAGGCCGAUCCACGCAGUGUCGACAUGGGUCCGGCGGCAGCCGCCGAAAGUGAAGGCUUUUCUGGCGGUCGUCAGCGGCAUGGCGGCGCUGGUGCUUCUCCGUGUUAUUGUUCACGAUCAUGACAACCUUUUUGUUGCCGCCGAGGCCGUUCACUCCAUCGGAAUUUCGGUUCUUAUUUACAAGCUUAUGAAGGAAAAAACCUGUGCUGGGCUUUCACUCAAAUCCCAGGAGUUAACAGCAUUGUUUUUGGCUGUUAGAUUGUAUUGCAGUUUUGUCAUGGAAUAUGAUAUACACACGUUGCUUGACUUAGCUACUUUGGCUACAACCUUGUGGGUGAUGUAUAUGAUUCGUUUUAAACUGAGAUCCAGUUACAUGGAGGAUAAAGACAAUUUUGCUUGGUAUUAUGUGGUCGUACCUUGUGUUGGUUUAGCUUUGCUAAUUCAUCCAUCUACGUCACAUCACAUUGUCAAUAGAAUUGCCUGGGCUUUCUGUGUUUACCUGGAAGCUGUUUCCGUGCUACCUCAAUUGCGCGUCAUGCAAAACACAAAGAUUGUUGAACCUUUUACAGCUCAUUAUGUAUUCGCAUUGGGUGUUGCAAGGUUCUUGAGCUGUGCUCAUUGGGUUCUCCAGGUUUUGGACAGUCGUGGUCAUCUGCUUGUGGCACUGGGUUAUGGUCUGUGGCCGUCAAUGGUUCUUAUAUCAGAAAUUGUUCAAACCUUCAUCCUCGCAGACUUUUGUUAUUAUUAUGUAAAAAGUGUUUUCGGAGGACAGCUAGUGUUACGCCUUCCUUCUGGAGUGGUGUAA
Fraxinus pennsylvanica is the source of this 819-nucleotide messenger RNA. The record is from the annotation of a GenBank genome assembly. Lineage: Eukaryota; Viridiplantae; Streptophyta; Magnoliopsida; Lamiales; Oleaceae.